GACAACGAUCCACUGGAGACUAGGGCUCUCUUUCGACAAACGGAAUAUGCUCAUGGAACGCAGAUAGGAUUAUUUUAGGUUCGAGGGCGUGUGUGUUGUUGCACUUUGGCAUUGUGCUGUUGUAGUCUAGUAUAUAAUUUAACACUUUAAAAACAAGAGACAUUCGAGCAGUGGCACCUUAAUCUCAGCUCCGAAAUUGAUGUGAUGUGUUGUUGCUGUGAACAGUCUACUUGAAGAGCUUCCACUGCACUUGUCACUCCAGUUUAAUACUCUCGUGGGUAUCCUUGUUACAUUAACUUUAAUUUCUUGACAUAUAUAUAUGUGAAUACAUAAAUUUUGAAGAGAUGGAGGAUUAAACCAUGACAAAAACAUCUGCUAUAGUUAUUUUUACCUUAGUUUCAUUCGUGUCAUUCAUACAUCCUCAUUCCUCUGCUGUUAUAAGAAGCUAUUAUUCUCGUGUGGUGAGAACUAAAUUUGGUUCUUUGCGAGGUUUCACAAAGAUAUUUUCUAAUGAACAGUUAAGACCUACUGAAGUGUUUCUAGGCAUUCCUUAUGCCAGGGCGCCUACAGGGUCGCUUCGCUUCAUGCCACCUGUCACCCCUCCCCCUUGGAGAGGAGUAAGAACAGCGGAUCGGUUUGGCCCUGUCUGUCCUCAGAAAUAUCCAGAUAUUCGGAAUACAACCGAAGCUUUGAAAAAGAUGACACCUGGACGUCUGGCUUACCUGCGACGCCUUCUUCCUUUUCUUCGUAACCAGAGCGAGGACUGUUUAUACCUGAAUAUAUACUCUCCAACACGGCGUAGAGAAACAUCUCGGUUUCCAGUAAUCGUAGUUAUUCACGGAGAGUCUUAUGAAUGGAAUUCUGGGAAUAUAUAUGAUGGCAGUGUGGUUGCUAGUCAUUCUGAAGUCAUUGUUGUUACCUUAAAUUUUCGCUUAGGAGUGCUAGGAUUUCUUCCCACACUGACGGGAGCAGCCCGCGGAAAUUACGGCCUCAUGGACCAAGUAGCAGCUCUACACUGGAUUAAAGAAAACAUUAUGGAGUUUGGAGGUAACCCGAAUAAUGUGACGGUUCUCGGUCAUGGCCAUGGAGCAGCGCUCGUCAAUCUACUAAUGUUGUCUCCAAUGGCUAAAGAUCUAUUUUCACGAGUAAUCCUGCAAAGUGGUUCUGUUCUUAGUCCGUGGGCCACUGCUCCAGAAGCGGUGACCUACACGCGACACCUGGCAAGAGUUCUUGGGUGUCCAUUUGAAGAUCAUGCCCUCUUGGUGACCUGUAUGAGACAACAGUCUUUAUCCGAUAUCAUGCGAGUUCAGUUAUUAGUUCCCGAGCACCUGACAGCCUUCGGCCCGACUGUAGACGGAAUUGUGAUUCCAAACGACCCAGAGCUACUGCUGAGAAAUUAUCCCGACGUGUACAGUCAAUAUGAGCUCUUAGUUGGAGUGACUAGAAACGAAUUUUAUCACCAUUUUUCGGCUCGAGACGAGAAAUACGGAAUAGAACCAGAACGAAGAGACAAGCUAAUACGCACUCUCGUUAGAAACGUUUGUACCUACCAUCUCCAAGAAAUAUUCCUUACAAUUGUUAACGAAUACACAGACUGGGCUAAAACUGUGCAGCAUCCAAUGAAUAUAAGGCAGAACACAGCGAACGCAUUAGGUGAUGCGUUAAUAGUAGCACCAGUCAUCCGGCUAGUGAAUUACCAUUCCAAGGCCAACUCCAGAACUUUUUUCUAUGUGUUUGGACACCAGACAGAGCAUGGAGAUUACCCAGAAAGAUUGGGAUGUGUUCACGGUGAAGAGCUUCCUUAUGUAUUCGGUGCUCCUCUGGUUGACGGAGGCCUGUCGUAUUUCCAGCAAAACUUCACGCACGCCGAAGUAACGCUGUCCAUGGCUGUCAUGAUGUAUUGGACAAAUUUCGCCAAAUAUGGGGAUCCAAAUAUUCCUCUUCUUCACCGUGAUGUAGUUGGUGAUAAAGGAAUUGGCCAUUUUUAUAGGUUUGAAUGGCCAGUAUAUGACGCUGUUCAUCAGAAAUAUAUUUCCAUAGGAAUAAAACCAAAAAUUCGUGACCACUACCAUGCUCACCGUAUGUCUUUGUGGCUUCACCUUAUUCCCAAGCUAGACAAGAGCGACGUUGGAGUUCCGCCGUAUCACCAUUUACUGAACGAACAUAAUAAUGCCGAUCUGUACGACGGUAUAGUCCGCCAGGUACCCUUUCCCCAAGGAUUUCCAGUAACUACAACAUCUUUGCCAGUAUACCCAGGAUUGCCUUUGCCGACACUGGCUGGAGUGUGGAAUAUCAGUGAAAUCUUCAAGCAGACUGAUGAUGUCGUUUUUCUAACAAUUGCUCCAAAUGAAGACCAUUCAAUUUCAACUAAUGGUUCUGACACAGUGGCUACAGUCUUGAGACAUACGAGCUAUUCGACAGCACUCAGUGUAACUAUUGCUGUUGGGUGCUCGCUUCUCAUCUUAAACGUUCUCAUAUUCGCUGGUGUAUUUUAUCAACGUGACAAAUAUAGGAUUGAAGCAAAACUCCACAAGAAAAAUUACAAGGUAAAAACACCUAACGAAAGACUACCGUCUCGGCCAAUAAACAAACAGAUCAUAAGAGCAAUCCCCACAUCUCCUAACACUCUUCAAGACGUUCCACCUCCGCCUACACCCCAGGCACAAGAUCAGCCCAAGGAAAAACCCACUCCUGAAGUUCAGCCUCUUCUUCAUCACACUGGGCACGAGAUUUCCAUAAUGAAAACUCAAGAAAUUAAGAUGUAGCUGUUUUUCAUUGUACUUUAAUACAUCAGUAUUACUUUAUAGGCUGUUAUUUUUACUAAAAAGAGUGACAUCUUGAUUUUAUUUCGUCUGACGUAAUUAUUUCUAAUAAUAUUUGUUUAUUUCAUUGCUUUACUCAUUGUCUUGCUGAUACUUAUCUUGCAAGAUCAGAAUCAAGCAAAAUGUUCUAUGUGAUUAUAUACUUUUGAGGCGCUUCGUUUUCUGUAAAAACACACAGACAUUUUAAUUAAAUAAGGCUUUAGUUUUUAUGCAAACUCGAGAAAACAUAACUGAAUUAGAAAAUGUGUAAGUCUACUAAAAACUUCUUUAAAGUAUGUCAUACGGCGCCACAGCUUAGCAAACAUGAAAACGAAACUUCAGCAUAACAGAAACGAGCAGAAUAUAGAGUUAAAUAAAGAUUAAACAGAUGGAGUAUAAAUAUUCUGCUAGAAUCUGAAAUUAAUCUAAAAUAGAUCAUCAGUUAUUGAUACUUUUUGGUGAAGUUGGGUACAAUAACAAUGUUAAUUAUCUCAGCUGAAUGAACCAGAUCAAUCCCACGGUGUUUUUUAUAAAAUAUAAAGUGAAAUUAACUUAAAUUUUGCUAGAUAACAUCACGAACCAUUUUUUAUUUUAGUUUCAUAUAAUUAUGCUAUAUUCUUAUCAAAAAUAAUGUAUUCAAAAAUGGAUUUCUUUCCAUAAUGAAUAUUUUGCUCUGACAGAAUACUGAUGUAAUUGGGUCUUACGAAUGACACAAAAUAUAUUAGCUACAACUUUAGUUGAAAUCUGCCAGUGCUAACGAACUCUUUCCUAUUAAAGCAGAUACACUUUAAUGAAAAACAACAACAACAUAAAACAAUUCUAAUACCCAAUUAGCGAAAAGAAAUGAAAUAGGAUAACAUUUUCUUCCUUUAUGGCAAAUGUAUUAUAACACGAUAUGACUUAACUCUGCUUUGAAUGAUUUUAUAUUAAUGUUAGUUUGGAUGAUAUAAUAAGUGCAGUUUAUUAUUUUGAGUUCAAAACUUAAAAUCACAGUACUCGACCAACGACACUAGUAAUUUAGUAAGUAACAAAACAAGAUAAGCUUUUGGAGGCUUAGGUUCUUACUUAAGAUGAACACUCUUUUGUUGUAGUAAUUAUGAAGAUACAAUUUACUAAAGUUAUUACAAAUGAAAUGUCUAGUUUAUUUGCCAACAAAAAGUACAAAUCAUUAGUUUUUGAAGAUACUAUUCACUCGUUAAGUAUAUAUAUAUAUAGUUAUAUAUAUGUACGGGAUAAAUGAUAAAUUGAUAUAGGUGAUAAUUAAUGAGAUACGUGAAAAGUAAACCAAAAACAAAAAACAGGAGAAACGUUAUCAUGUUUCGUUGCUUAAAAGAAAUAAUGUGCUUUUAACUGUUUUUAUUACUGCAUUUUUCGUGUUAAAACUCACGAUAAGUAGUAUUGUAUAAACACAACUUUAUAAGAUAAAAAUUAGCUUCUAAUUCGUGAAAAACAUUAUCCUCUAAAAUGCAUUUUUUUUUACCAAUCUAAGGUUUAAAAUUAAAAUAAUGUAUUAAUGAAUGAUAUCCCUUUUACUGAAAACUGAUUAAUCUCAUUACUAGCCCAUUAAGAGUGGUUAUACAUCGAAUGAUAAAAAAAUAAAUUCCUUACUCCAAAUCUUUAUGAUUUGUAUGUAACUAGUAUCUGCUAUAGUCCUUACGUAUUCAUUAAAACAGCACAAAAUAAUCAACAUUACCAGCCCUCCGAACCUUUUAGUGAAACUGGUUUUAGCGUGACGACAAUAAUCACAUACGUGGUGAAGUAGUUAACGAAAUCCAUUUGUGUGUUGGUACUCUGUAAGUCCAUUGAUUAAUUGAAGAGUAAAAGCUCAGAGAUUUUAAUUCAUUAACAAAAGAAAAAAUAUUGAUAUAUUAUUAAUAACAUUUGCCGCUUCUCUUGUUAAUCCUCCCGAUAUUUUGAAAACAAAUAUUACUUAAUAAUCUUAAACACACUCAAGCAGAAUAUAUGUUUUAUAAGCAUUAAAACAGAAUAUGGUGGCUACAAAAGUGACGUGUAAAAACAUGAAAGAAAAAUUUAAUGUGUCCAGGCUGGGUUAGCAAUAUGUUUUACUUUGUGGUUGCUUUGAAUAAUCUUUGAAAAAAUAAAAUGAGGAAUCAUGUUUAUGAUUUUAGAAGUUUUGAUAUAAGUUCAAGAAAAUAUGCUUAUGUAUUAGGGUAAUUUUCUGUAUUCAAUUACUGUUUCAUUUUCACUUGAAAUAAGUUAAGCUCAAACUACAAUUCCUUUUAGAGCAAUCUUUUCAUCCAAAUGGUGCUAUAUGCAUAUAUAAUCUGGAAUAUAAAUACUAAAUUCCGAAAGCUAGACUUCACAAUUUUAAAGGAAUGACUUCUAUCAUCACAAUCGGUUUUUGAUGUAUUCUGGAAGCUAGUUAGUAUACAACUUAAUUUUCUUGUGACGAUUAAUGGAGAUGUUUCGACUCAGAAACAAUAUUCAAAAUCAUAACCCAAAUAGUGUUUUAAUAAACCUUUCUGAUUGUUAAAGAAUAUGAAAAGUUUAAUUUGAAAGUAAUAAUAAUAAAAUAAAAAAGUUUUGUGUACAAAUGAUAUACUUGUUUGUGUAAGCACAAAGCUGCUCUAUGGGCUAUUUGCUCUGUGCCCACCGCAGAGAUCAUAUGCAGAAUUUUAGCAUUGUAAGCCCUUUAGCUUACGCUGACUUUCAGAUCUUUAAUCGAAUUUCCCAAAAAUAAGGUGUACAUGAACUUGGAUCAGAAAAAGAGGUAGGGCAACUUAGUUACGUCAACUUCAAUUCCCCUCUCACCCAAUCAAUGUUCUCAUUGGAUAAGUCUUUGAUGGCAUUCUUAAGGCGUAUCCCAGUCAUUUACUAUUUAAAAUGUUAAUACUUUCAUUGCCAGAAAAAAAAAUCUGAAAUAAACUAUUACUUGAAUGUUUUAAUAAUUACAAACAAAUAAUCUAAAUGUUUGUGCUUAAUGUUCAGUUUAAGUUAUGUAUUAUAAAUGUUAAUAAUAUGUGUUGACAUUCAAGAAACCACGAGGAAUGAUUUCUAUUAUUCAUAACAGAAUUGAAUUAAAUAUAAGUUCUAACAUAUAUUUAAUUCUAUAAUUUAAACAUAUGUAUUCUACAAAUUAUGCCAAGGAUUUUUAACUACUGUGAGUUUCAAAAUAAAGGUGUUCAGGUAUAAUGUGGAAAAUUAUAUGCAAUCAGCUGUUAUAAACAACAUUCAAGUUUAGCAGAUUUUAGGGAAUAUUCUAAGUGAACAAUGAAACAUAUGAAAAACAGUUAAAUAUCUACUCCUCCUAAAAAAAACUAGUUUAAUCGAAAUGGUUGGUUCUUGAAGACUUUUCCACUUUUACUGCCAUCUGUUGGAAAUUAUUAUAAGCUCUCAGUAAAAUAUUUUAAAAACAUUUGAAAACAAAAUAGAGUUUACUUGGGUAAUGUUAAGAAGCUUUCGGUCUAAAUUAGAUCAUACUCAGUUCAUAAUUUCAGAAAACAUUCCAGGGGAAUAUUUCAUGUUAUUUGUAUUCUAAUGUGUAUUCUGUAAUUUGUCAUAAUAAACUGUGUUAUUAUUAUGAA
Messenger RNA from Limulus polyphemus (Atlantic horseshoe crab), 6346 nucleotides. RefSeq names its product neuroligin-4, X-linked-like. NCBI's taxonomy places the organism in Eukaryota, Metazoa, Arthropoda, Merostomata, Xiphosura, Limulidae. Gene Ontology annotation, biological process: presynaptic membrane assembly; modulation of chemical synaptic transmission; synaptic vesicle endocytosis. Gene Ontology annotation, molecular function: neurexin family protein binding; signaling receptor activity. The coding region runs from base 360 to 2765 and encodes 801 amino acids. The transcript is spliced from 8 exons. Gene Ontology annotation, cellular component: cell surface; synapse; postsynaptic membrane. The record is from RefSeq and is a predicted model, not a curated record.